Molecule: messenger RNA, 762 nt
Organism: Thermochaetoides thermophila DSM 1495
Lineage: Eukaryota; Fungi; Ascomycota; Sordariomycetes; Sordariales; Chaetomiaceae
Exons: 1
Coding region: 1-762 (253 amino acids)
Source: RefSeq, a predicted model, not a curated record
AUGGCUUCCAUGCACAAUGACGCACAUCGGGUCGCUGCCAAGUUCGAGGCAGCGCAUAGUGAGCUCAUGAGGUCCUUGGCAGCCCAUCGCUAUUCCGAAGUGUCUCUCGAAUACAUCUGCUACCACGUUGAAUCCACGGUCUGGGACACUGUUUUCCAGGGCACGAAGCCAUUCCCUUUCCCUGAGCUUCCGAAGCGCACUGAGCCCCUUCUAAGCAAAGAAUACGAGGUCUAUUACCAGCGCAAGCUACAAGAGGAGCAGAUGAGGCAAGUGCCUGCCGCUCAGCGGAGCAUUGCUGGAAGUACUGCUGCUACUUCGUCGUCAGCGACAAGCAAGCGUCCGCUCGACAUGACGACUCCCAGCUCCCCCAUCGAAGGAGAGCCUGCCGCAAAGCGUCUCGAUACCAGUAACGAGGUCAUGCCAAUUACGGCGGCUACCAGCGUUGAGAUCGGAGCGACUCAGUCGACUUUGAGGCCUACCGGGAUGAACUCGGCUCUGAUCGACCAACUCCAGCACCUCAAACAGCGGCAAGAUAGCCUCAUUAAAGAACAGAAGGAUUACGUCGAACACCAAAAGGAGCUUUUCAGAAAGUAUAAAGGAAUUCUCAAGAAACAAGAGCAACUCAAGGCGGAUCUUGAGGUGCUCGAGGCAGAGUUUCGGAAGUCAAUUUGGGUCAGCCAAGAGGACAAAAAGAUCCACAUACAGGAUAUUCCGCGCACGUGCUUAGUUCACUCAAGAGAGUCCAGUAUUUCAAGAUACUAG